Boeremia exigua is the source of this 936-nucleotide messenger RNA. Its product is annotated as phosphotransferase enzyme family protein-like protein. The record is from RefSeq and is a predicted model, not a curated record. Bases 1 to 936 code for a protein of 311 amino acids. Lineage: Eukaryota; Fungi; Ascomycota; Dothideomycetes; Pleosporales; Didymellaceae. The transcript is spliced from 2 exons.
AUGUUACCUUCUGUGCAAUCGGACAGGGCGUUGGAAAUCUCGCUCCUAAAGGCUGCAGGCAUCCCGUCUGGCGAUGACGUCGACUUCCACGGCUCAUCCUUCUUUCAGAAACACGAUUCCACCUCUUUGCCUUCACCAGAUGUGGUAAGAGAAGUUGCAAGUCACUCCAAGGAUCCCAAAGCAAGACUUCGAACUCGGCCUUUGCCCGUGUUUUUCCCAGAGCUAGGGGUAUGUGUGAAAUAUGGGACAGAAGUGACUAUUGCUGAAGGCCAAUGUCUCCUACUUAUACGCAGCAAACUUUCCCAGCAUGUACCUGUUCCUGAGGUCUAUAAAUGGUGCAAAGACGAUGGGCAGGUGUUUAUCUAUAUGGAGCUGAUGAACGGUGUUACUCUUGAGAAGAGCUGGGACGGUCUAGACGAAGGGGAUAGGUUGGCUGUAUGCGAGCAACUACGUUGUAUGAUCGCCGCGUGGCGUGGUCUUGGAUGCACAUCUGACUUGACUUUCAUUGGCCACAUCGGUCGGCAACCGCUACUUGACAUUAUCUUCGAAAGUACCUGCUCCCCAACUGCAGGUCCGUUUCUAAGCGUCUCUGAAUUUCACGAUUAUUUCACUUCUUCAUUCGGACCGCGUAAACACAAUCGUAAUAGGCCACCACAUCCAUACCGGCACUUCCUUCCAGACGAUGUGCCAAUUGCCUUUACACACGCGGAUUUGCACCCUAGCAAUAUUCUUGUGUCAACGGGAUCAACGCCUCGGAUUACUGCCAUUAUAGACUGGCACCAGUCUGGAUGGUACCCUGCGUAUUGGGAGUACUGCAAGGCUCGCUGGACUUCAGAAAUUGGAUCAGAAUGGGAGAUCAAAUACCUGCCUCUUAUUGUGGAUCCUCACGAGUGUUAUGAUUACUGGGAUUAUUUCGUUCUAGCUCAUGGAACAUGA